Molecule: messenger RNA, 861 nt
Organism: Penicillium lagena
Lineage: Eukaryota; Fungi; Ascomycota; Eurotiomycetes; Eurotiales; Aspergillaceae
Product: mitochondrial 54S ribosomal protein uL4m
Exons: 2
Coding region: 1-861 (286 amino acids)
Biological process (GO): translation
Cellular component (GO): ribosome
Molecular function (GO): structural constituent of ribosome
Source: RefSeq, a predicted model, not a curated record
AUGCCGGGCGAGAUUUUCCGGGCGUUGAGAUGGGCGUCACGGCCCUCCAGUGGUCUCAUCUCUGGACCGGAGAUGCUGACGCGCCAAUGUCUUGCACGAUCCAUGGCGACUGAGGCACAGGCCCAACCCUCCACUGCCAACCUCACGACAGAGAUCCCCGUCCAGGCCCAAUGGCCCACACGCAAAGUCCAUGUUAUGACCUACGACUUCCUUACAAUGGAACCCAAGAGCCUUGCUCAGUACAAAGAGAACCAACUGUCGAUGCCUCUGCGGAAAGACAUUCUUCACCGUGCAAUUGUAUUCGAGGGCGACAACACCCGCCAAGGCACGGCCAGCGCGAAAUGGAGAGAUGAAGUGCACGGCAGUCACCGAAAGAUGGCACCACAAAAGGGCACAGGCCGUGCGCGUGUAGGUGACAAGCAGUCGCCCAUCCGCCGAGGAGGUGGUGUUGCCCACGGCCCUCAUCCUCGCGAUUUCGGAACCGAUCUGCCUCGCAAGAUCUACGACAAGGCCUGGCGCAUCGCGCUCAGCUACCGGUACAAGAAGGAGCAAUUGACUGUGAUCGAUAACCAAAUCUCCGUGCCGACCGACUCAACACCGCAUCUGAUGAGGAAUAUUCUACAAGCGCACGGAUGGGAUCGGAAACAUGGUCUCUUGACCUUCAUUACCGAGAGGGAGGAUUUGGAUCUGGCGGCCAAGUUUGCGGAUGCACAGCAUGUGCGUAUCAGGAAUAUGCAGAACUUAGAUGUGAAGAACUUGCUGGAGACGAAGAGACUGGUGAUUGAGAAGGGAGCGCUGGACUGGAUUCUGAGGAGACAUUCGUCCGACCUGACGGGACGGCUAGCCAGGGCCAUGUAUUAG